CCUUCACUGCAGGAAUUGUAUUGCUCUCAUGCUAAGUUUCAGCGUGUCAGAGCCUAGUGGUCACAGUUUUAAUGCUACUUUAGGAUUUAUCGCGUCCGUUUGUUGUCUGUUCGGUGUCUUUAAACGCAGCCAGUGUAGCAGCCGGGAUGGAGUGUCGUGUGUUGUCCGUUCAGAGUCACGUUGUCAGGGGUUACGUCGGGAACAAGUCGGCUACCUUCCCUUUGCAGGUUUUGGGCUUUGAAGUGGACUCUAUCAACUCUGUGCAGUUCUCCAAUCACACAGGUUACGCCCACUGGAAGGGGCAAGUACUGACAGCAGAGGAGCUGAAUGUGCUGUAUGAGGGUAUUAAACUCAAUAAGGUGAACCACUAUGACUACAUCCUCACAGGAUACAGCAGGGAUACGUCCUUCCUUGAGAUGGUGGUUGACAUUAUUCAAGAGCUGAAGAAGGCCAAUCCCAGCUUGGUGUAUGUGUGUGAUCCUGUUAUGGGAGACCAAGGUGCUAUGUACGUCCCAGAGAACCUGCUGCCAGUCUACAGGGACAAAGUGGUGCCUUUGGCCGACAUCCUAACCCCCAACCAGUUUGAAGCAGAGCUUUUAACUGGGAGGAAAAUCAGCACAGAGUCAGAUGCUUUUGAGGUGAUGGACUUGCUUCAUAAAAUGGGGCCAGAGACUGUGGUCCUCACUAGUACAGAUCUGCCCUCGAAAUGUGGGGACCAGUUCCUGGUGGCCCUUGGAAGUCAAAAAACAGUGAAACCAGAUGGGACCAACAGCAGUCAGAAAAUCUGCAUGGACAUCCCCAAAGUUGAUGCUGUAUUUGUGGGGACAGGAGACCUGUUUGCUGCCAUGUUGCUAGCCUGGACCCACCAUCACCCUAAAGACCUGAAGGCUGCCUGUGAAAAGACUGUUUCAGUCAUGCAUCACGUCAUUAAGAGGACCAUUACUUAUGCUAACGAGAUGGCCGGGCCUGGAAAAAGGCCUAGCCCUGCACAGCUGGAGCUGAGGAUGGUUCAGAGCAAAGCCGACAUUGAGAAUCCUGCCAUCGUAGUUCAAGCUAGGGUCUUACAAAAGUCUUAGGAUUGAAGAUGUUUUCAUGAACAUUCACAUUGUGCUGGUACAAAAUCAGCUUUAAAUCUGGGCGGUACAUGUAGGAUUUUCACAUCAAAGACUGUCAAGUGUCUCUGCCUUAUACAGUAGAAUCUCUGAGGAUGUGUUUUUCAUGAGAAACUUUUGAUUUGUUGUUAUGUACGUUCUGCACACUAGAAUCACUGCCAUAGGUGUCUGUACUAUGGCCUGUGUAGACAUCAUCUACCCUAUAAAAAAAUGUGUCAAUGAUGUUUAGGUUUAAAAGAUAGUGUACUUUAAUCUUCUUUAUUAUGCUGAAAAUUAUUUCUUGGUAUUAAACAACGCAUCUCGGUUAAGAAUAGGUAAUACACAAAACCAAAUGAUGCAUGCGUGACCAUCCCUCUACUUGAGGCUGCUAUAAUAGCAGGUUAAAUGUACUUAAAGUGUGUUGCUCACAAGGCAUUAUAAGCACAUCAAUAUACUGUCUGCAAUAUAAUCAAAAACAUGACGCGUAAUGCCAGUAGCAACACAUAAUGCAAAAACAAAGGGGUUGACAGCUUCUGGUGAAAGUAUAUAAUCAUUUAAUCACAAUGAUGUCAGAACAUUUCAUUGCACUGUUUUUCUGAAAUGAUUUUUUAUAAAAAGGUGUUAAUGCAUGUAAUGUGCUUAUAAUGAACUUGGAUGUUGUCACAUUUAUACAUUCAGAAUGGAAUAUAAGUGCUGAGAUGUGUACUGUAACGCACUGUAAAAAUGUCAAACACCUUAUGCAAUUAGUAUGUGGUCAGUAAAGUUACAUUAUCCCAGUUUAUUUCAUUUUGUUUUAGACAAAUUGUAACUAUUGAUAAUCAUGAUUGUAGUCGACGUCUGAAAUGGUUCUUUUAAAUGAUAUUCUGGAAAUGUUUUUCACCUUCUGUUUUUUAAUUAUGCAAUGCGUUCUUGUACUAGCAGAUGUAUAACACGUUAGAUCUAUGUCUUAAACAUCUCAAAUUGAGGUAUUUGCACAGAUAAUCUUUAAUAUACAGUAUUUACUAAUAAUUUUUUUUUCAUUUCUGACUGUUGUCAUAUCUCAGAAAAAGAGUCGGUAUGAGAGACCACGCUGUUUAAAUAGCCUUAACGCAGUUAGGAAGAAAAAACAUUGGUUGUGAAUGUUUUGAUGUACCAAUGUAAUAGUUGAUCCUCACACAUAAUGUUAGAAAGUCAAGUGCCAAACUUUGAGCUGCUGCUCUGAUAUAGAGCAAUACAAGAACAGAAAUAAUAAAUUAUUAAUCUUUUACU
Molecule: messenger RNA, 2339 nt
Organism: Scomber japonicus (chub mackerel)
Lineage: Eukaryota; Metazoa; Chordata; Actinopteri; Scombriformes; Scombridae
Product: pyridoxal kinase-like
Exons: 11
Coding region: 147-1076 (309 amino acids)
Biological process (GO): pyridoxal 5'-phosphate salvage
Cellular component (GO): cytosol
Molecular function (GO): pyridoxal kinase activity
Source: RefSeq, a predicted model, not a curated record